Prorocentrum cordatum is the source of this 480-nucleotide messenger RNA. NCBI's taxonomy places the organism in Eukaryota, Dinophyceae, Prorocentrales, Prorocentraceae. The record is from the annotation of a GenBank genome assembly.
AUGCCAUCCACGUGCUCGUCGGUCUGGGCGCCGAUCGCACCGACGGCCCGCGCGCUCAACGGUGCGUGCGCGGCGCCGCUCGGAGCCUCCAGCCAACCCUCCACCCCGCGCUGGCUGUCCUCGCCCUCGCCGGCGAGGCCGCCGACACAAGCGUGGCUGUCCUGCAUCAGCGUCGACGCCGUCCUCGGGGUGCCGCGGGGCGAGGCGCGGGCGGCGAGGCCGCGGCCCGACGGCCCCAAGAGGUCCCCCUCGCUGCGGGCGCGCGCGAGUCCGGGCUUCACGUCCACCGCCUCGAGGAAGCCGUUCUUGACGACCAGCUGGAAAGCGGCGGCCCCGCGCCGCGUCGCCGCCGGGGCGCCUGCCGCGCCGGGCGUCUCCAGGGCCGCCCCGCGGAGCAUCCCUGGGGCAGCUCUUGCAAUAUCGGCCACGCCUGGCUGCGAGCGGCUCUUCGGCCAGAAAGCCUCGAGCCCAAAGGCGUGA